CUAUAUAAAGUGCAUGCCAUGCACCCCAUCUCACAGAUCCACACAAAAUCAACUUCAAUUCUCACCCCUUCCAAUCACCCUUCUCUAAGUACAAAGCUGUCGCUUCCCAGGGUUUUACAUAGAAAACAUAUUCUUACCUACAAGUUUGCAAAUAUGUUCACUAAUCUUCGUCAUGACAUUUUUUGUCUAACUCUUUUCUUGAUCAUUCUGUCUUGCUCUGCAUUCACUCCCCAAGAUUACGCCAAUGCGCUAGAGAAAUCAAUCCUCUUCUUCGAGGGACAGCGGUCCGGGAGAUUGCCACCGACCCAACGUCUCAAGUGGAGGGCUGAUUCUGGCCUGUCCGAUGGGUCCGGUUAUCAUGUUGACCUCGUAGGAGGCUACUAUGAUGCGGGGGACAACGUUAAGUUCGGCUUGCCAAUGGCUUUCACCACCACACUUCUUGCAUGGAGCGUCAUUGAAUUUGGCAGCUCGAUGAGAAAUCAGCUCGAGAACGCUAAGGAUGCCGUGCGUUGGGGGACGGAUUAUCUACUAAAAGCAGCCACAGCCACCCCGGGCACCUUGUACAUCCAAGUGGGUGACCCGAACAACGAUCAUCGCUGUUGGGAAAGACCGGAGGACAUGGACACAGCCCGCAGCGUGUACAAAGUUUCUCCCCAAAACCCCGGAUCAGAUGUAGCAGCAGAAACGGCUGCUGCUUUGGCAGCCGGUUCCAUCGUUUUCAAGGAUUCCGAUCCUUCGUACUCACAAAAGUUGCUUAAAACCGCAAUGGAGGUGUUCGAUUUUGCAGACAGGUACAGAGGCGCAUACAGUGACUCUCUUGGUUCAGUUGUGUGUCCAUUUUACUGCUCCUACUCUGGAUACCAUGACGAGCUUUUGUGGGGGGCGUCUUGGCUUCACAGAGCUUCGGGAAACAACUCCUACAUGGCUUACAUCCAGUCGAACGGGCAGACACUCGGAGCAGACGAAGAUGAUUAUUCCUUCAGUUGGGACGAUAAACGUGCCGGAACCAAAGUGUUGCUCUCCCAGGGAUUCUUGGAGAAGAACAUUCAAGAGUUUCAGUUGUACAAAGCGCAUUCAGACAAUUACAUAUGCUCUCUAAUUCCAGGAUCUCCUAGUUUCCAGGCUCAGUAUACUCCAGGGGGGCUGUUGUACAAAGGUAGUGAAAGCAAUCUGCAGUACGUAACAACGUCAACCUUCCUUCUGCUGGCGUACGCCAAGUACCUGCGAUCACACGAAGGCGGCUUAGCUUCAUGCGGGACUUCAACCAUCACAUCGGACAAACUGGUCGCCCUGGCAAAGAAACAGGUGGACUACAUACUAGGAGACAAUCCUGCGAAGACGUCGUACAUGGUGGGAUUCGGGCAGAAGUACCCGCAGCACGUUCACCACAGGGGUUCCUCUUUGCCGUCGUUGCGCGCGCACCCUGCCCGCAUUAGCUGCGGCGACGGGUUCCAGUACCUUUACUCGGCCUCGCCUAACCCCAACGUUCUUGUCGGAGCAGUUGUAGGUGGUCCGGAUAACAGAGAUGGCUUCGCGGAUGACAGGAAUAACUAUCAGCAGUCUGAGCCUGCUACUUACAUUAAUGCUCCGUUUGUUGGCGCCCUCGCUUUCUUUGAAAACUGAAAACAUGCUUAUUUUGUGUUGCUUCCAACUGAAAUCAACUUCCCACUUUCACCCUUUUUCCCACAUCUUUUCACCUUAAUCAUACAUAUUCGAUAAAUAUAUCUAUAUAUACAUAUAUCUUUGAAUUGUUAACUUAAUCAUUCACUUAUAAUGGUUUAUUCCAAUGGAAACUAUUUGUAGCUAACACUUUAGUAUGUAAUGAUGUCAUACAAUUGUUUAGGGGCAUUAGCAAAUGCAAACAUGCUCAUGUGACACUAUUCCCUCCUUUUUCCUGGAAUAAAGUUUUCAUCGAUCCUUCUUUUGGCAUUCUCUUUCCAUAUGGAUAAUAUGUCAGAACGCAAGGCAAGAACUGAUGUAAGGAAGCGUGUGAAGGGACGAUUUGUCGAAGCUGGUGAUGCCCACGAUUAUGAUCCAUUAAGCCCACUGCUGAGUACAGUGUUUUGCCCUUCAUUUGGAGAUAUGAGGGAGCAAUACUAAGUUGGA
This is a messenger RNA of Sesamum indicum (sesame), 2106 nucleotides long. Its product is annotated as endoglucanase 1. Gene Ontology annotation, molecular function: hydrolase activity, hydrolyzing O-glycosyl compounds. Lineage: Eukaryota; Viridiplantae; Streptophyta; Magnoliopsida; Lamiales; Pedaliaceae. The record is from RefSeq and is a predicted model, not a curated record. Gene Ontology annotation, biological process: carbohydrate metabolic process.